Messenger RNA from Procambarus clarkii (red swamp crayfish), 1185 nucleotides. Lineage: Eukaryota; Metazoa; Arthropoda; Malacostraca; Decapoda; Cambaridae. The record is from RefSeq and is a predicted model, not a curated record.
AUGUGGGCGUGGCCGGCCAAGGUGUGGGCGGGGCCGGCCAAGCUGAGGCCGAAGGCAGGCGGGGCCGGCCAAGGUGUGGGCGGGGCCGGCCAAGGUGUGGGCGGGGCCGGCCAAGGUGUGGGCGGGGCCGGCCAAGGUGUGGGCGGGGCCGGCCAAGGUGUGGGCGUGGCCGGCCAAGGUGUGGGCGGGGCCGGCCAAGCUGAGGCCGAAGGCACUGUGCCACCCUGGGUGACCCUCCCAGACACUGUGCCACCCUGGGUGACCCUCCCAGACACUGUGCCACCCUGGGUGACCCUCCCAGACACUGUGCCACCCUGGGUGACCCUCCCAGGCACUGUGCCACCCUGGGUGACCCUCCCAGGCACUGUGCCACCCUGGGUGACCCUCCCAGACACUAUACCACCCUGGGUGACCCUCCCAGACACUGUGCCACCCUGGGUGACCCUCCGAGGCACUGUGCCACCCUGGGUGACCCUCCCAGGCACUGUGCCACCCUGGGUGACCCUCCCAGACACUGUGCCACCCUGGGUGACCCUCCCAGACACUGUGCCACCCUGGGUGACCCUCCCAGACACUGUGCCACCCCUGGGUGACCCUCCCAGGCACUGUGCCACCCUGGGUGACCUUCCCAGACACUGUGCCACCCUGGGUGACCCUCCCAGGCACUGUGCCACCCUGGGUGACCCUCCCAGGCACUGUGCCACCCUGGGUGACCCUCCCAGGCACUGUGCCACCCUGGGUGACCCUCCCAGACACUGUGCCACCCUGGGUGACCCUCCCAGGCACUGUGCCACCCUGGGUGACCCUCCCAGACACUGUGCCACCCUGGGUGACCCUCCCAGGCACUGUGCCACCCUGGGUGACCCUCCCAGGCACUGUGCCACCCUGGGUGACCCUCCCAGACACUGUGCCACCCUGGGUGACCCUCCCAGGCACUGUGCCACCCUGGGUGACCCUCCCAGACACUGUGCCACCCUGGGUGACCCUCCCAGACACUGUGCCACCCUGGGUGACCCUCCCAGGCACUGUGCCAACCUGGGUGACCCUCCCAGACACUGUGCCACUCUGGGUGACCCUCCCAGACACUGUGCCACCCUGGGUGACCCUCCCAGACACUGUGCCACCCUGGGUGACCCUCCCAGGCACUGUGCCACCCUGGGUGACCCUCCUCCUCCCAGCAGAUGA